Molecule: messenger RNA, 1083 nt
Organism: Prorocentrum cordatum
Lineage: Eukaryota; Dinophyceae; Prorocentrales; Prorocentraceae
Source: the annotation of a GenBank genome assembly
AUGGCGGCGGUGGCGACGACUCGCUGGGUGUGCGUCUUCUACGCAGGCGAGGUGGCGUGGCACCAGCACUUGAAUCUGGGGCGGGUGGCAUUGUCCGAGGCUGACCACGUCAUCUACACGGCGGACGGCGAUCUCUACAUCGUCGCGUUGGCCAACAAUGCUGAUGUGCAGGCGGCGCGGUUCGGUGCCUUCAACCCGCCGCCUCCAGGGAUCGCGGGCAACCAGGUGCAUGGGUUCAGAGCCGAGCCGACGGAUGCGGAGCUGGCCCAGCUCACCUUGGGGGCGGAGCAGAUCGCCACCGCGGAGUGCCGCACCAGAGCUGCCGCCAUCGGCAACCUCGGCCUGCUCACCAACCUGCGGCCGCUGGUCGCGCCUGGAGGAGGAGGAGUGGUGGCCCCUGUCGCGCCCGCGGGUCCUGCGCUGGGCUUGCUGCGCGGCGCUGCCGCGCUCCCCGCUGGUGCGCCUGGAGGUGACCCCGCUGGGGUGUGGAGGGCGGCCGCUUGCGAGGGCGGAUAUCGGAUUGGCGAUGAGGUGCCCGGGCACGUGCCCACUGCAGCUCGAGUCCAGGAUCGGGACAUUCAUGUGCUGCCAGACGGCCAGGGCCUGUUCGUGGAGUUGGUGCCGCCAGCCGCCCUCGAGACCUUCUUGCGUAAGGCUGUAGAUGCGGACGCCAGGAUCUUGCCCAUUGUUCGAGAUGGGCAGGGUCGCCGCGACGUCCCGUGGCACAAGAUGGUAGAGAUGACCCGCCAGGAGGACUUCGGCUCGGACUGGACGCUGCCGGGCCCGAGGACGGCGGCGCGGUGCAUGAACUACCUGCAGCGGGAGGGCCUCGGCAUAGAGGGCCAUCACGAGCACUUCAGGCAGAUCUGCAGGCUCGCCGCCACGGAUUGGGGAGUUCAGGAACACUACCAGCUGUGCCAGCAGAUCAAGGCGGCAACCUGCCAGGACCUCCUAGACGGGACGAACUUGAUCAGCAUUGAGAUGAAGUUUAGGAGGCUCCAGACCAUCGAGUUCGCCCACUGGGACAAGGCCAAAGACGCCGAGAGCAAAGGCGUUGGUGGCAAGAUGAGUCUGGAGGAGUAG